Molecule: messenger RNA, 3161 nt
Organism: Xyrauchen texanus (razorback sucker)
Lineage: Eukaryota; Metazoa; Chordata; Actinopteri; Cypriniformes; Catostomidae
Product: natural killer cell receptor 2B4-like
Exons: 7
Coding region: 257-1180 (307 amino acids)
Source: RefSeq, a predicted model, not a curated record
CUACAUUUUAAACAUGUUAUUUCAGUUUGCCAGGAAGCUCUGUCAUGUCCGCAUUUCCUGAAUUAUUUCUGUGCAGGUAAAUGUGACUGAACCAACCAGUUUAUGACGAGUGAUUUGUACCGAUCAGUUCUGUUUCUUUUUUUGAACGAAACCAGUUUAAAGUGCGUGCUGAAAUCGGACAUUGGCUGUUAUUUCUUUAAAAUGUAAUUUAUUUUGUCACAUGUUAUGCGGAGUUUGAUGUUUUACAUUGUGAAGAAUGUUUGAGGCGGUUUUCUUCUGUUUGUGUCUGUUGAUCGAGUUUAAAGGUGUGUUUGGUGUUGAUACAGAUGGAUUGAAGUCAGUGUCGGUGAUGGAGGGAGAUUCUGUCCCUCUACACACUGAUCUUACUGAAGUACAGAGAGAGGAUCACAUACUGUGGAUGUUUGGACCUCAAGAGACUCGUAUAGCUGAAAUCUAUAAACAUGACAUUGAUAUGCAUGAGAAUUAUGAGAUAUUUAGAGACAAACUGCAGUUGGAUGAUCAGACUGGAUCUCUCAUCAUCAGAAACAUCAGAAUCAAACACUCUGGACUUUAUAAACUACAGAUCAUCAGUAACAGAGGAAACUCACACAAGAGAUUCAAUGUUACUGUAUACGCUCAUCUGCCUGUUCCUGUCAUUAUCAAUAACUCUUCAAUCUGUUCAUCAUCAUCAUCAUCAUCAUCAGGAAGAUCAUCGAGCCCAAAAUGUGUCUUUCAAUGUUCAGUGGUGACUGUGACACAUGUGACUCUCUCCUGGUACAAAGGAAACAGUUUAUUGUCCUCCAUCAGUGUGUCUGAUCUCAACAGCAGUCUCUCUCUACCUCUGGAGGUGGAAUAUCAGGAGAACAACAUCUACAGCUGUGUGAUCAACAAUCCCAUCAGAAACCAGACUAAACAUCUCAACAUUACUGAAGUCUGUCAGAUGUGUUCAGACACUCGUCUGCAUAUAUUUCUGAGUAUAGUGGCUAUAAUAAUAGUGCUGUUGUUUACGGCUCUGGUUUGGAGAAUAUGUGUCAGCAAGAAACACAAGAUAUCAAAACAAGAAGCCCAAACUCAAGAGGAAGAGAUCCAUUAUUCAACGAUAACUUUCUGUCCACAAAGUCUCCAACAUGAGAAGUCUGAUGAAGCAGAUAACAUCGUGUACUCGAGGAUUGUGACAUAAUAUGAGGAUCUGACGGUCUGUCAGCUGCACAGGGUCGAGUACACAUGAUUUAUGCAUCAGCUGUCACCCCGCAGCUCUUGGUUGGGUGAUCGCUGAAGAUAAAACUGAUUUGGGACUGGUUAGUAUCUGGAUUGGAAAGCUUCAAAACAAAGGUUGCUGCUGGAAGAGAUGUUGGCCGGCCAGCAGGGGGUGCUCGUCCUGUGUUCUGCAGUACUGUGAGGGCAACUUUGACAUGAAUAGGAAUGCUAACGGGUAACACUUCAUGUAUUAUCGGCCAGUUUAGUGACAGACACAAUACUAUAAAACUAACAUACUGACUCUCUCAGGGGGAUUCUGGAAAAGUGUGUUUCUAUUUCAGUGCGGGCAUUUUCUUACAAGAUUGAAUUUAACCCUUGUGUGUCGAUAAAAAAGUUACUCAGAGGUCCUUAUUUUCCAUAUACUAAAUGCUAAGGGUAUUUUUUUUUUAUUAUCACAGUCUGGGAUAUGUCAAUGAUUAGAAACAAUAUUGAUUUUGAUGCAUUAUUAUUUUUUGUGCAAAAAACUCACUCAUGACCUUAAUGUCUGUGUCAUCAGUCCUGAUCAUAACUACCAAAUAUUCAUUCAUUUACAGGAUUUUAACCCUUUAAAUGCCAGUUUUUUUUAAAUAUAUAAUAUCACUGUUGUUUUACACACACACACACACACACACACACACACACACACACACACACACACACACACACACACACACACACACACGUUGGUGCAGCUAUCAUUAUGAGGACUCUCCAUAGACCUAAACCUAAUCCUCACAAAAAACGUUCCGUAUUUUUACAUUUUCAAUAAAACAUUGUUUAAUAUGUUUUUUUUUUAAGCCAUUUGAAUUAUGGGGACACUAGAAAUGUCCUCAAAAAGCACAUUUAUAGCAUAAUUGUUCCCUUGUAAUGACCAGUUUGUAACCUAAAAAAAGUCCUCAUAAACCACUUAACCCUGCCCACACACACACACACACACACACACACAUUUCUCAAUACACAAUCAUAAAAAACACACUCUGACAUCCACAUCAACACACACACACACACACACACACACACACAAUUUUAGCUGCAUCAUUUAUUCAGUUGUCCUGCAGGUCUCUAUAAUACAGUAAACAGAAAAUAGGGGAAAAGCUUGUAUUUGCUCCACAGGCUAAACAUGAGAAAAAUGGCGCCACCUGGUGGAAAAAUAAAUAAUCAAAAUGUUUAAAUCAGGGCUUCAGAAUAAAAGCAUAAUAUCACAGAAUUCAUGAUUUUAUGCUUUAAUGGCUCUAGGAUCAAAUAUUGUUUUAAUGGGUUUCAAUGAAGACAUUUGUGUCCUGAAGGUCCCGAGUGUGACUAUAUUGUGUCCUCAGUAUGUUAUAGAUGUAUUAGAGGAACUGAGGUUGAAAUAUCAAAAUUCCCCAAAAAUACACAUGCCGUUGGCAUUAACAGCCAAAAUGAUCAAAAGACUUCCGGAAGGUCGCACAAGGGUUAAUGCACGUCACUGUCUACUAGUGAAUCGAAAAUGUUUUAACCUUUUAUUGGGACGGAUUAUUCUUAAAGUGUACAUUUGAUAUAUUUUGUGUGUAAAUAGUAUCAAGCUGCAGAUAUUGUUCAUGAAUUAUAAUGUUAUUUCCUCAAAUGAUUUGUAAAUGGAUUUAUGCAAUUAUGCAGCUGAUCUUGAGCUGUUUGUUGCUUUUCUUAUUCAACAUCUCACAGUCUGUUGCCUCACACUUGAUAUUCACAGAUUUCACUUUGUGUCUGAACUGACACGUGCAUUUUGUCCGCUUCAUUUAUUGUCCAAUCAUUUUCUCCUUUAUAUGAUGUUUAUUUAAAUAUAAUGUUUGGAUCUGUUUUGAUUAUUUGUUUAUGUGCACUCAGGAUUUCAAAUAUCUUUCUUUAUUUAAUGUGAAUAAUCUGUAAUCCAGUUACUUGACUGAUCAUGUUCAGAUUAUAUUUUUAUAUCAGAAUAUAUUUUUGGA